GGAAUGGGCUGGAACAAAGAGAGUUAAAAGCUGUGUCAGCUGCCAGUCUGGGGCAGACGGACAGGACAGACGGAAGGAGGGGGACUGGCGGGGCGGCAUGACAGGUGGCUGAGAAGCCAGGUGGACGGGGGAGCACUGGCUGGCCGGUGGAUCGGCUGACAGACAGAUAACAGAGACACAGGCAGCUGAGCCGGCCACAGCCACAUGGAGGGCCCGGCAGGCAGAGGGACCAGAACCUGGAGGUGGCUGGCCAUGGGGCCCAGCUUCCUUGUGCUCCUGUGUGUUAUUGGGCUCAGCCACGGGGCCUCAGAGAAGAUUUAUAACGGCACGGAGUGUGACCCUCACUCGCAGCCGUGGCAGGUGGGGCUGUUUGAAGGUGUCAACCUGCGCUGUGGGGGGGUCCUCAUUGACCGGAGGUGGGUCCUCACAGCUGCUCACUGCAGCGGCAGGUACUGGGUGCGCCUGGGGGAACACAGCCUCAGCCGCCUGGACUGGACGGAACAGAUCCGGCGCAGCGGCUUCUCGGUGACCCACCCCGGCUACGAGGGAGCCCGGAGGAGCCACGAGCAUGACCUGCGGCUUCUGAAGCUGGGCACCCCCGCCCGCCUGACCCGCAGUGUCCAGCCCCUGGCCCUGCCCACCACCUGUGCAGUGGCUGGCACCGAGUGCCACAUCUCCGGCUGGGGCACCACCAACCGACCAUGGAGUAAGUGGGCCCUGGGGUCCGGGGUCAAAAUGGGCAAAAGUCUGGGUAUAGGGUGA
Molecule: messenger RNA, 762 nt
Organism: Myotis davidii
Lineage: Eukaryota; Metazoa; Chordata; Mammalia; Chiroptera; Vespertilionidae
Gene: KLK12
Product: kallikrein related peptidase 12
Exons: 4
Coding region: 205-762 (185 amino acids)
Biological process (GO): proteolysis
Molecular function (GO): serine-type endopeptidase activity
Source: RefSeq, a predicted model, not a curated record